CCCCCGCAGACCCCGCCCCCGGCGCGGCGGAAGGGCAGAAGGCAAUUCCGGCUUCUGUCGGGGGUCGCAUCCGCCCCCCUCAGCCUCGGAGCGGAGCGGAGUGGUGUCCCCGUUGCACCGUUCCCCCCGGUCUCUCCCGGAAGUGCCGGCCGGCCCUCAGGGCGGGGGCGGCACCGAGGAAGCCGGCGCAGGGGUCUGACCGGGCGGUGACUGGGGGCCGCUUCCCCCGGCGGGGAAAGGGCCAUGAACGGCACCGCGAACCCGCUGCUGGACCGCGAGGAGCACGGCCUGAAGCUCGGCGAGAGCUUCGAGAAGAGGCCCAAGUCCUCCUUCCACACCAUCCGCUAUGACUUUAAACCGGCGUCCAUUGACACGUCGUGCGAAGGAGAGCUGCAGGUGGGCAAAGGCGAUGAAGUCACCAUCACCCUGCCACACAUCCCGGGAUCAACACCUCCAAUGACCGUGUUCAAAGGAAACAAAAGACCGUAUCAGAAAGAUUGCGUUCUUAUCAUUAAUCAUGACACUGGUGAAUAUGUACUGGAAAAACUCAGUAGCAGCAUUCAGGUCAAGAAGACAAGAGCCGAGGGAAGCAGCAAAAUCCAGGCCCGAAUGGAGCAGCCCCCUACUCGGGCACCGCCACCUCCCAUAUCAUUUAGAGCCCCGAUGAAACCACCAGCUGGACCAAAAACCUCUCCUGUGAAAGAUAACCCUUCACCUGAACCCCAGUUGGAUGACAUUAAGAGAGAGCUGAGAGCAGAGGUGGAGAUAAUCGAGCAGAUGAGUAGCAGCAGUGGGAGCAGCUCAUCGGAUUCCGAGAGCUCCUCGGGCAGUGAGGAUGACAGCUCCAGCAGCGAAGGAGAGGAGCCGGCCCCCCGUGCCUCGCCCUCCCAGCCUCCUCACCAGCACUUCAGUCACAGAAACCCUGUGGCCAAUGGCACCAGCCGGCCCCCAGGAAAUAACCAGCUGAUGAACACCCUGCGAAAUGACUUACAAUUGAGUGAGUCUGGCAGCGACAGCGACGACUAGCACUGGAACUUCCUGCAUCUGUCUCUUUGGUAGGAGAAUAUGUGUCGGCCGCAGGACACAAGGAGAGCGCCUGGGGAUUAGUGAUCACCAAGGAGUUGUCACCAAGCUCGAGCACCAGUGCUCUUGUAUAUAUUAUGUGAAUCCAGUUUUAAAAGUUUUACCUAGGUCUGUAGAGUAAAUGACUAGGGGGGGUUGUUCUUUUUUGGUUAACAUUGUGGAUGAAAAACCUAAACAGUUGGGUGGUGGUCUUAGUUAUUCAAAGGUUGAGUGAUAGACACAUCCUUGGAAGCCACUAGUUUGGACAUGCCAUCUUCAUUACUGAAGCAAAUUAUUUGGCCUUUGGGGGGGGAAACAGCACCCCAAAGGUAUGUUAAAGCCUCUAAUUAUUGACCAUGUGGAGAUGAAGGUUGUGGCCUUCCUUGCCUUAUUAGACCUGACAGGCCAGUGGAGACAGACUUAGGCACAGACUUUCAGAGGUAAAGAGAACAUUGUAUAGGGUCCAGUCCAAGCAGGGAGGCUGAGAGAGGCAGAGCCACAUAGCUAGUUAAUAACAGAGGGGAGUAAAACCCAAGGCUCCAGCACUUUUCUGUUGUAUCAUAAUGAUGCCUCCCAUUCUAUUUCACCAAAUAUUUAUUGAACACCUACUGUGUGCAGAGCUUAGGCAUGUAGCAAAACCAAUGAUUUGUGUAUAGAGAGUAAUCAGAUACCUAGUGGAGCUUUGUACCUAGACUGUGAAAGUCAUGACUACCAUUUUACUUCUAGUUUGAAUAUGAACCAGCCAAAAUUGGCUCUGUCCAAGACAGAAGAACCCCAUGAGUAGGUGCAGUGACUGGAUGAAAUCUGAGGUUUGAGUAUUGAGUUGAUACAGGAAAACCCUGAGCCCACGCUCGUCUUUCAUUGGACAGCAUGGAUUCUGUGGAUUUGUAAAGGAAUGGGUUUUGAGGAGGGGGGGUCAGGAGAAAACUACUGAAUGUAUGAACUAGAAGUGAGUUUUGUACAAAAUAGCCCAGGAAGAGUUUGAAGUCAUCAAAUGAGAGGAGGCCCAUAACUCUCCUUGAUUUGGGGAUCUUCCCUCCCCGCCCGCCCGCCCGCGUUUGUACAACUUUGUUUAAAUGACAGGUUGUAUUUUUAUAUAGCUGGAAGCAAGACAAACUGUUUUAUACAGAUCUUCUGCAAAAUGCUUAAAAUACUGACAAAAUGAAAAGGUGAUUGUAAGACAACAGUCCUAAGUUACAAUGAAGUGUACCUUAUUAAGUGUACAUGCAAUAGGCCUCCAUACAGUGUAAUGAACAUCCCAUUGCCUAUCAUUAUAGCACAUAUUUCUUAACACAAGGAAAUUCAUUGGCUUAUGUUUUCUGGGCAUGUAGACUUUAAAUUAAUUUCUGGCCUAUUGCUUCCCUAACUUAGGCCUCCUUUUUACCCCACCAUUCCCCUGUCAGUUCUUCAACACCAGUUCUGAAGUAGGAGAAUUUGAAUCUAGAUAUGGGAUACAAGACACAUGGGGAAGCUCAAAGGAAUACAACUAAGGGGAGCCAUUGUUAGGGGGCAGGAGGAGGUUCUAUUGCUUGGGGUUGGGGUUGGGGGAGGACUCUGCUUUCCCCUUAGGAAUUGUCCAAAGAAAGCUGGGAGUUCAAGUAAAGGAGAAUAAACCUCAUUGCCUUGUGACCUUUAAAUACUUUUUGGUUCUUACCCAAAUCUCAGGCUUUUAGAUUGAAUUUAAUGGAAUAUAAGACUUUAUUUAUAAUGAAUUGAUAAUUUAUUUAUAAACUGUUGGUAGUGUUGACAUUAGAGAUGGACAAUACCAUUAUCCGUUUAUAUUGUUGCUGGAAAAAAGGAAUAUUUAAAUAUUUCACUGCUAUUAUUAACUUGCCCAAUUCUUUGAGCCAGAUUUCAGUCAUUUGAAUUAAGGUUUCCUGUGUAAGCGUUUAAAUUUUAAAUAAAAACAAAUGCUAAAGGAAGCAGGCAGGACCUUGAUUCUAACAUCUCCAAGUCAUGUUCAUUUGCUAAUCGUCAGAAAGGAUUGUGUAAACGCAUUAUUUGCACAUAGCACUAUGGUUAGUUAUUCAGAUACAGUAGAAUAGUAGGAGAAAUGUGGAGGGUAGGACAUUCCAAGAAUAUGCACACUCUGGAUAACAACUCGGACAUGGGAGUCAUGGAUGUUUUCAACAUUUUGAAGCAUCUCAUGGAAUUUUUCAAAUUUUCUUUUGUUAUUUGUCUUCCCAUCCUUUUGUGUUUGUUUAGAGACUGGUGGUCAUAAUGGAUAGUCAGAAAUCUCAGAACCCUGUCUUUUGGAAAUACUUGUUAUACAAUGCUUAAAUUUUACAUCUAAAAUCACAGUAGGGUUUGGAUACUACAGACUUGAGAUUUUUAGCUAAAACCAAGACUACUUAUUCUUUAUUUGCCUUUUGUCUGUAACAAUCUUGUGUUUUUCUGUGUGUGGUGUUUAUAUUUGCUUGUCUUUGGUGGUGGGAAAACUUAAGACUCAAGAAUCCCUAUUUCCUUGAUUAAGAUAACAGAUUCAGUAGAAUGUGUGUCUAUGUGUGUGUUUGUGAUGUAUUUAUAUGUUAUUUUGAAAGAAAUAUUCUUAUGUGGAUGUAUAUUAGACUAUAGUAAAAAUGGAGUUAUUCCAGUGGGGUGUGUGUGGUAGGUGGCAUUUUGGAAACUCAGGUGUAGGUUGAAGUAAAAGACCAGUAGAACAGUGAUCAUCCCUUGCCAUUGCCAUUUCCCCAUCAUCGCUUUUGUCCUGAAUUUUGACAAAUUAACUUAAAGUUGUCUGGCUCUGUGAUUACAAUUUUUAAAAUCUUGUGCCUAGAGUUUAUUUUCAUAGCUGCUUUAUGAUAGGGUAGAGAUAUGCAUGUUUACAUUUAUGUAAAAUAUUUGCAGUGUAAAGUUUUAUAGUUUACUCUUUUAAAAAAUCACUAUAUUUAAAUAAGAAAUUAAAGUCAGCAAUUCUUCUUU
Molecule: messenger RNA, 3984 nt
Organism: Dromiciops gliroides (monito del monte)
Lineage: Eukaryota; Metazoa; Chordata; Mammalia; Microbiotheria; Microbiotheriidae
Gene: EAF1
Product: ELL associated factor 1
Exons: 6
Coding region: 244-1026 (260 amino acids)
Biological process (GO): regulation of transcription elongation by RNA polymerase II; positive regulation of DNA-templated transcription
Cellular component (GO): super elongation complex
Molecular function (GO): transcription elongation factor activity
Source: RefSeq, a predicted model, not a curated record